Messenger RNA from Diaporthe batatas, 2736 nucleotides. RefSeq lists its product as uncharacterized. The transcript is spliced from 3 exons. Gene Ontology annotation, molecular function: D-type glycerophospholipase activity. The record is from RefSeq and is a predicted model, not a curated record. Gene Ontology annotation, biological process: intracellular signal transduction; phosphatidic acid biosynthetic process; cell motility. The coding region runs from base 1 to 2736 and encodes 911 amino acids. NCBI's taxonomy places the organism in Eukaryota, Fungi, Ascomycota, Sordariomycetes, Diaporthales, Diaporthaceae.
AUGUCGAGCAUCUUCAAGAAACUCGAGCAGGGCCUCGCUGGCGUCUUCGGCUCCGACGAGGAGAAGCACUCGCACACUCACGAUGGGGCUGAGUGCCAUGCUGACUUCCACGCCGAGCACGCGGAGAACCGCUAUGCUUCUUUUGCUCCCCAGACCUCUGGCCAGGUCAAGUGGCACGUCGAUGGGUGCGCCUACUUCUGGGCCCUGUCUGAAGCCCUCGAGAAUGCACAGGAGUCCAUCUUCAUCCUGGACUGGUGGCUGUCCCCAGAGUUGUUCCUGCGCCGGCCCCCGGCAAAGAACAACAAGUACCGCCUGGACUACAUGCUCAAGGCCGCGGCCGAGCGAGGCGUCCAGGUCAGGAUCAUCGUGUACAAGGAGGUUGCUCAGGCCCUUUCCUGCAACUCGGCGCACACCAAGCACGCCCUGGAGGACCUCCAUGAGAACAUCAAGGUGUUCAGGCAUCCGGAUCACAUGCCCACCAAGGACAGCAUCAACGCCGAGAUCAACACUGCCUUCCACAACCUGACCCUUGGCGCCUUCAGCCUGUCCAAGAUGUCCGGAGACAGCCUCAAGACUCUGUAUGGCACCCAUGAUGAUGUUGUGCUGUUCUGGGCCCACCACGAGAAGCUGUGCCUGAUUGACCACAACGUUGCCUUCAUGGGCGGCCUCGACGCCUGCUUCGGCCGUUGGGACACCAGCACUCACCCCAUCGCCGACGACCACCCCGGCAAUGUGGACGGCAUCAUCUUCCCCGGCCAGGACUACAACAACGCACGUGUCUACGACUUUGAGGGCGUCGACAAGUGGGAGCAGAACAAGCUCGACCGCACCAAGUUCUCGAGGAUGGGCUGGUCGGAUAUCAGCAUCUCGCUGGUCGGCCCCAUCGUGAAGAGCCUGGAUCUCCACUUUGUCGACCGGUGGAACUACAUCUGGGGCCAAAAGUACAACCACGACGGCAACACAAAGUACCAGAGUCUCGAGGACACCGACGUUUCCCACGCCCCGCCCAGCCGGAGCCUGCUCGAGGAAGGGCAGUACGAGGCCGGCCAGAUGUUUGGCGGCCUCCAGCGUCACUUCACCAGGGGCCUGAGCCGUGCCUGGGGCGAGGAGCCGCGCGAGGAACCACGCAACGAGGAGGCGCACAUCCAGCUUGUGCGGAGCUGCUGCCCAUGGUCCUCUGGCCACCCCACCGAGCACUCCAUUGCCAAUGCCUACAUCGACGCCAUCACAAACGCACAGCAUUUCAUCUACAUGGAGAACCAGUUCUUCAUUACUGCUACCGACGACGAGCAGAAGCCGGUGUACAACAAGAUCGGCGCGGCCAUCGUGUCCCGUAUCAUAAAGGCACACCAGGCCGGCGAGAAGUUCUCCGUCAUCGUCGCCAUGCCAGCCGUCCCCGCCUUUGCCGGCGACCUCAAGUCCGAUGGCGCCCUGGGUACGCGGGGCAUUAUGGAGUUCCAGUACAACUCCAUCAGCCGUGGCGGCCACUCCAUCAUUGAGAAGUUGACGCAGGCCGGCAUCGUGCACCCGGACCAGUACAUCAGCUUCUACAACCUGCGCAACUACGACCGCCUCAACACCUCGGCUACCAUGCAGCGCGCGCAGGACGAGUCGGGCGUGCAGUACGACGACGCCCGCCGCGAGUUUGACGACUACGUCGAGAGGGGAUACGACGGCUACUCGCGCGACGAGAACGUCGAGGGCCGGCUGGGAAGCCAGUACCGCCGCUACCAGGAGGCGGCACAGCGCCAGGACGACAACACGUGGGACACCAUCUCGGCGGCGUACAUGCAAAACGGGCCGGACCUGGACUCGAUCCCGUGGGAGGGCGACCCGGAGUCCGAGAUCGACGCCUACGUGUCGGAGGAGCUGUACAUCCACUCCAAGGUGCUGAUCGCCGACGACCGGCUGGUCAUCUGCGGCUCGGCGAACCUGAACGACCGGUCGCAGCUGGGCACCCACGACUCCGAGAUCGCCGUCGUCAUCGAGGACCCGACCCCCGUGCGCUCCAAGAUGAACGGCGAGGACUUCACCGCCUCCAAGUUCGCCGCCAGCCUGCGGCGCCAGCUGUUCCGCAAGCACCUGGGCCUGCUGCCCGACCAGCGCUGCGACCGGCCCGACGCCAACUUCCACCCCGUCACCCAGGGCCCCAACGAGUACGACUGGGGCUCCGAGGCCGACCGGCUGGUCGAGGACCCCAUCAGCGAGGAAUUCCAGCACCUGUGGCUCAAGACGGCCCGCACCAACACCGAGGUCUUCAGCCGCGUCUUCCACAACGUUCCCAACGACGUCGUGCGCACCUGGGACGACUACGACUCCUUCUUCAGCAAGUACUUCAUCGUCCCCGGCUCGGACGAGGAGGCGAAGCUCAAGAAGAAGGAGGAGAAGGAGCAGAAGGAGAGGCUCAAGCGGGAGGCUGCCGAGCGCGGCGAGGAUGCCGGCGAGGACGCCGGCGAGGACAACGACGCCGGCGAAAACAAGGAGGAGGAAGAGAACAAGGAGGAUGUGGAGGAGGAGGAGAAGAAGGAUGAUGGCGACAAGGAGAAGCCUACCAAGGUCCCCUACGGCCACGUCGUCAAGAGCGAGUUCCCCGGCGGCGUCCAGGAGGUCAAGGACCAGCUCAAGCGCAUCAGGGGUACCCUGGUGGAGAUGCCUCUCAACUUCUUGGUCGAUGUUAAGGACAUCGCCAAGUCUGGCCUGUCGCUGAACGGCUUCACCGAGGAGAUCUACACGUAA